UUUCGUUCGAAAUAAGCCUUUAACGAGUUUCCAUCUUUUUCCAUGUAAAAAACUUGCCAUUGAUCUCGUUCGCGUAUAGAAAGAGUUAGAAAUUUUCGUAGAAAUUCUUAAUUACUUCGAGUGUGUACAACCUUGAGCAACGUGACGCAUUUAAAAUUCAAUGUUUGUUAUCGGUGGUUAUAUGUUAUCGAAAUAAGUAAGCUUUAAACGUCAUCAAAAAGUAUUAUUUUAUUUUUUCGUUCGUCGUAGGCUGGCGUCGUACUUUUAAGGAAUUCAACGUGGCGCACAAAAAGCGUUUCGUAAUUGUACUGUGAAAAAUCGUGAAUAAAAUAGAGAAUCCUGAUAUAUUUAUUACGCGUGUGUUUGUGUUCGUGUGCGUGUAUACAUAUACGCGUUAAUGUUUUAGGGUCGUACCUAAUGCACAGAAUUAUACUUCCUUGCGUCGUUCUACUUCGACGAGAGGAAUAGUGUGUUCAGAGACGUAGCAACGCAGCAACCAAAAGCAUGGAUCUCCUCGGUCUAUCCUUCCAGUCUCUGAAUUUUAGAAACAAUAAACCUCAAGAAGACGAUUUCCUUGACUUGGAAAACCAAGAAUGCGAGGAGUCUUCCGAACAAUCUAAAAAGAAACCAUGGAAAAAAUCUACGGAAGACUUGACAUCGUGUAGCAAGACCGAAAACCAACAUCCAAACCAACAACUGAGGAUGAUUAGCUUGGACGAAGUUGCGUGGCAUGACAGUGCUAACAAUUGCUGGAUCGUGAUACACGAUUUUGUUUACGACUGCACAGAAUUGUUGAAGAACCAUCCUGGUGGAUCAGACGUGAUUCUUGAAUACGCUGGCAGAGACGCGACUUUGCCGUUCAUUGGCGCUGGACACUCUUCUAUGGCGAGGCAGAACUUAGAGAGAUACCUCAUUGGUGAACUUCCGCUCGAAGAAAGAAUCUUUCGUGUAUCCAACGGUGUCAAAGUCGCUGGAUUUUAAUAUAUAAUUACGUUUGAUAUUCUAUUUGUUAGAUGAUUUUUGUUCAAAGACACGUUAUAAGUAUAUAUCGUGUUCUGUGCGUGCGUGUGUGUGAAGAUUUCGAAAUUGUGAAAUUUGACCUAACAUUAAUCUUAUACAAUAUGAAGAUUCUGGAAAUCCGCGAUAAUUACGCGAUUAGACGUAAAGAUCAAAGACCAAGGUUAAUUUCAGUUUUGCCGAUGUUCUUAGUCUUACGACAAAUUUUUUCGUGCGCUGCCGUCCUUUUAUGCAUUACGCGAUUAAAUAUCUGUAUUAAGUGUAUCAAGUUCCUACGUUCUCUUCUUACAGUAAUAGAAUAAAGAAAUUUUAUAAAGUCGUUCCUUAAAUCAACGAAAGAAACGUAUCUUUAAUGUUAAUGUUUUAUCAUCAUUUGAUACUCAAACUGCGAAUAUAAGCACAAGCACAAGCUCAUCGCUAUAUUUAUGAAAUAGAUUUAUUACGAAAUCGAUAUCUCGUCGCAUAAUUGUGGUGCAAGAUGAAAUGUUUAAAUGUUAUGAAUUCUACGAAUUUCUAUUCUUUCUGUUUAUAACGUAGGAUUUAAAAAUACAUUUAUUAUAGUUCAAAACACUCUAAAUGCAGAAUGACUUUCAACUUGUUAUUUCUGGCAUUAAACUGGAUUCAGUUGAAUUUAGUAUAAGAUACCUAUAUUUAUAUCCUGAUAAUAUAAAAAUAUUACCUACGUUCGAUCGAAAUGAAAUUCAAAUAUAAACUGUAAAAUAUAACUUAUAAAUAAAAUAUAAAUUAUAAAAUAUUGAACAAGCUAUGGAAUAUAACGUAUGAAAAUAUAAAUAUUCUUUGCUUAGCAAUAAAUCAACAAUCUCAUUACUAUCCUAUGUUGAAAGCAAUACUACGAAUCACUCAUUAAUACCUGAAAACCAAGCACACGAGAUUCUAAUUCAUGCACUGUUUCACACGUUUGUUCUCGUUCGAAGCGGAAUUCAAAUAACGAUGACGAAUUAACUAUCAGCGUGUAUUAUAAUUUCACCGCGGCAUCGCGCGCCGGUUCACCGCGUUGCUAAUACAGGACGAUCGUGCCAAGUACAAUUAAUCGAUGCAAUAAGCAGCGAGUCAUGUGAAAACGCGCAAUUCAUGCUUAAUUAUCCCCGGUGACGAUCUUUAUUUGUAAUGUCGAUAUGCAGAGACGAUAACGAGGCUUUAAUUGUUUCUUCUCAUCGGGCUGUUGCAUUGGUUCGCAUCAUUUGACACGCGGUCUCUCGUUCGUUUGAUCGGCAACCGGCAUAUUAACGACGUGGAAUAAUCCGAUGUCGUGUCGAAAAGUAACAUUAAAUGUAUUAAUAAAGCUCGCGUAACAUCGGUCUCGAGGCGAUUAACAGAGAAGAAACGCGUGUCUACAGCUCGUCCAAACUGAAACAGGAAAUUUUACACGCAUGUAAAAGUUUGUAGUUCUGUGGAAAUUUGUAUCGUGUUGUGUGAUAAUUAAUAGACGGCGGAUAUUUAUCAAUUUGAAAUAUGUCGACGUAUACAGAUACAUACAAAAUAUACAAAUAACAUACUAGUGAAAUUUCGACACAUUUCGUAUAUUCAUAAUAGGUGUCUUCGAAGCUACUAUCUUAAUUUCGUGAGCUUGUGUGCAUGUAUCUCGUGCAACAUUUGUAUUUUUUCAAAAAUUAUAUAUGCUUCUAUUAAUGUACGUAUAGACUAUAUAGACUGUAAAGCUUAGCUUUCAUCGGACACGAUGUAUUUCUUGAGUUAAAAGCAAAGGAAGCGCGUGCAAGGUCGAUAAAUCAGCUUUUCGGAGCAUCGUCCCAAUUGAGUCGGCGUACACUCACGGGAACCGUCUGGGUUAUUGCAAGAGGUGUUUCAUUCUUUAAUUAGACACCGUGAAAUUAGAUACGUUCGGUGUGUCUGCGGUUGCGGGUUAAGGUAUUUAAGUCACGCCUUCCUGAUCAUCUUACAUCGUUCCAUCUAGCACUCGUUUCUUCGUGUCCAUUUCGCGGCUGUACCUUUUGAUUUCUCCUAUAUGUACAAGCGAAAAGCACAUUACGCUUACCACGACGAUAUCGUUCAACGUUGUGCCCUAAACGUACAUCUCUCUUAAUAAGUAUUAGGAAUUUAUACUUGUGUGAAUAACGAGAAAUUUCAAAAGUCAUUCGAAUCUUGUUAAAAACUCGGGAAUUAUUAUAUUUCGUUUGAAUUCUUUGGGGUAUAAAGAGGAAUAAAAGGGGAAUAAAUGGUACGCUUUACAUCGGUACAUUAUAUUUCUUGGUCCUCUAAACAUUCAUAAUAUACACAACAUACAAUAUGACAUAGCGGUUCAGCUUUGUUUAGUUUCUCGUUCGAACGCGGUACCGAUAGAACGUUGUAAUUAAGUUUCUCGUUACUUGCGAACGUUGCUUUUCCCUCCGCCACUAUUUCCUCUUCCAAGUAUCUAUCGUGUGCCAUUAUGCACAAGGGCAGGAGAUAGAUCAACAUUCACGGAAAUUAAUAGGAGAUAUACA
This is a messenger RNA of Bombus terrestris (buff-tailed bumblebee), 3479 nucleotides long. Its product is annotated as cytochrome b5. NCBI's taxonomy places the organism in Eukaryota, Metazoa, Arthropoda, Insecta, Hymenoptera, Apidae. Gene Ontology annotation, molecular function: heme binding. Gene Ontology annotation, cellular component: membrane; intracellular membrane-bounded organelle. The coding region runs from base 505 to 981 and encodes 158 amino acids. The transcript is spliced from 2 exons. The record is from RefSeq and is a predicted model, not a curated record.